Messenger RNA from Diabrotica virgifera virgifera (western corn rootworm), 831 nucleotides. RefSeq lists its product as uncharacterized. The record is from RefSeq and is a predicted model, not a curated record. Bases 1 to 831 code for a protein of 276 amino acids. The transcript has 4 exons. Lineage: Eukaryota; Metazoa; Arthropoda; Insecta; Coleoptera; Chrysomelidae.
AUGGGGUCUAAUGGUACCUCCGAUAUAGAAUCGGCUUACAAAGAAAAUCCGGAUAAUUUUACACUCAAUUCUACUCAACUCAUUGCUUUUCUUGAGAACUCUUUUGGAUGCCCCAACCCUCUACUAGAUUCCCAAAAAUUCUCCUCCGACAUAGAUGGUAUCCUGAAGGACUUAUCACAGAUUCACACAGAUAUAACGGUACCAAAAUUUAAUACAAAACCAAAAAACUGCAAAAUAUUUCCGCCUUGGUUUAAUAGUGAUAUUAUAAGUGAUUUACAAGUAAAAGAGUUUUAUAGGCGCAGAAGGAAUCAAUCAGAAGAUUUUCAGAUUAUGGAAAGCAAUAGUUUUAAGUACCUAGGUUCGGUAUUACAGAGUAAUGGAGAAAUAGAUAAAGAUGCAUGCAGUAGAAUUAGGGCUGGAUGGAUGAAGUGGAAAGAAGCGAGUGGUGUGUUGUGUGACAGAAAAAUUCCAAUGAAGCUGAAGGGAAAAUUCUAUAAAACAGCCAUAAGACCGGCUAUGAUGUACGGAACUGAAUGUUGGGCAGUGAAAAAGAAAGAGGAACAACGAAUGCAUGUGGCGGAAAUGAGAAUGCUUAGAUGGAUGAGUGGAGUGACAAAGAAGGAUAAAAUUAGAAAUGAGUAUAUUAGGGGAAGUCUAGGUGUGGCACCAAUUGAUGCCAAAAUGAGAGAGCAUAGGUUAAGAUGGUUUGGUCAUGUUCAACGUCGAGAGGUUAAUCACCCAAUACGAAGAAUAGCUGAAGUGCAGAUUCCUGGAAGGAGUUUGUGUCUUCUGGUAGGGAUGAACAGAGAACAGAGCACACCCUCCACAUAG